Messenger RNA from Dichomitus squalens LYAD-421 SS1, 1136 nucleotides. RefSeq lists its product as uncharacterized. Bases 195 to 1136 code for a protein of 313 amino acids. The transcript has a single exon. NCBI's taxonomy places the organism in Eukaryota, Fungi, Basidiomycota, Agaricomycetes, Polyporales, Polyporaceae. The record is from RefSeq and is a predicted model, not a curated record.
CCGGCAUGACAAUGAAGACAAAGGUGCCUCCAGAAUGUAUAUAACCCAGCCCCAUCUCUUCACAGAGUUCCGUCCUUGCUUGCUCUACUCCCCGGUCCUCUGGUAGCCACCUCCGUGAUUGUUCGACCCGGCCUCUCGUUCCAUUCAGAUCCCCUGAGUGCCUGCCAGGGGCAGAGUACGCCCCUCCCGAGAGCAUGGACCUCAACACACUGUCGCUACCCUCGACAAGCAAUUCCGUAAACGAGGGCGUUCGCAUUCCACAGCGCCACUCGAACCACAGGCUCGCCACACUGCUCGGCAUCUCUGAGGACGAGGACGGAGGGAUGUAUGAUGCGCCCAUCUGUGUCCCCGACUCAAUAUACACAGACGAAGACGACGAUCUUGCCCAGCUCGGUGGGGUCGCCGAAACGCUCGUGGCGAAGACGCGGGCACCCUCGUUCGGCGGUCACGACGUGUCGGACGAGCAGGCUCUCAUCGGUGGGCCCGACGGGGUGAAGGCGCGAGGGAAGGGGAAUGUUCGACAGAGGUUGGCCGGGUUCAUGCCCUUCCGCAGGCGGAAGGCCGCUUCAACAACUCUCUUCGGGCGAGCGAUGCUGCCAAGUCGUGUUCCGGAGGGCUCGUCAAGCCAUAGAGAUCCAUCCGAGGAUUGGAAUGCGAUCCAACACGACACGGGUGGAAGCGGCGGCGGCGGGGAGCAAACGGCAGAGGACGCAGAAACGGCGACUCACGACGAAGGGUUCCACUCUGCGGGCUCAGCCACCGGGCAGUGGAUGACUUUCCCAACCCUCGUUACCCCCAUCAAGGCGCAGUCGUUCUCUGCGCCCACAACCCCCAGGCGGUCCCCUCGCAGCGCAAGAAGCAGGCACACCCCGGGAUCGGCCAAGUCGUGGCUGUCUGAACUGUCCGCCUCGAGCGAGCUCAGCGCAAUGAGCUCGCUGCGCCGGAAGACUGCCAAGCGGAAGGCUCGGCUCUCGCUGGAGCCGAAUCCGCAGAUGAAGUCCAUGAAGAAGUCGAUACAGCUUCUGGGCCCCGAGGCGGCGGGCGUCGUUGCGAGAGGGACAGACGUGUCUCCGAAUAAGUUGAGGUACAUCGACUUUGGUCGGCAGAUGAGAGACUACAUGAGGCGCUAUAUGUAG